CAAACACAUGCAUAUUCAGAAUUAUAUUUGGCGCGAGAUUUUAUUCAAUGUAUUACCUUAAUAAAGUGCAACAUUAAAGAAAAUAUAUACAAACAAUCAAUUAGCAUGUGUAAAUAAUAUUCUUUAAUAAAUAAAUAAUGUCUAAUUUAUCUCAUGUACAGCGUGUUAGAAUGCUGUACAAAACAAUUUUAAGGUUACAUCGUGGUUUACCAGCUGAAAUUCAAGUUUUGGGAACCAGUUAUGUUCGAGAUGAAUUCAGAAGACAUAAAAAUUGUGACAACGCUACAGCAAUCAUAUUUUUGAAAGAAUGGACAGAAUAUGCUAUAAUGCUUACUAAACAACUUGGACUAAAAGGACUACAUACAGCUAAACCUUUAGGUCAAAAUUUAGAAGAAAAAGAUUUAAACAAAUUUAGAGAUGAACAAAUGCAUCAGUUGUACGAACUAAUGAUUGCAGCAACUGGCAAAAAUAACAAGGGAAAAGAUAGGUAAUUUAUUUUCUCUGAAAUGUUAAAGUACUUCAUAUUUUACAGUUUCUAAGAUAUGUGAUAUUACAUAUACAUCUUAGUAUAUCAUUAAUGUAAUUAUAAUAUAUUGAAUGCAUUGUUAUAAUUCUUAUGUAUAAAUACAAUCUACAAAAAUUUAGAUCUAAAUGAGACAUUAUAAUAAUAUUUCAUAACAAUGAUAUUAAUAAACUUGUAUAUAAAGCAUUAUUAAAUAUCAAUAUACUUUAUAUAUUAUUUAUUUUAUAUAUUUAUUUACUAUUUAUUUUAUAUAUUUAAUGUUAUAAAAAUGUUUAAUUAUAUUGAAUGUUAAUUAUAUUGAAAGAAUACUCAGAAAAAUAUAACUUUAAAAUUAAAUGUAGGUUUAGCAAAUAUAAAGAAAUUUUCAAUUAUUAA
Molecule: messenger RNA, 898 nt
Organism: Heterotrigona itama
Lineage: Eukaryota; Metazoa; Arthropoda; Insecta; Hymenoptera; Apidae
Source: the annotation of a GenBank genome assembly